Vicia faba (fava bean) is the source of this 459-nucleotide messenger RNA. The record is from the annotation of a GenBank genome assembly. NCBI's taxonomy places the organism in Eukaryota, Viridiplantae, Streptophyta, Magnoliopsida, Fabales, Fabaceae.
AUGAAUAGUUUGCGUCGUAUCAGAAACGGUUUAGAAACCACACCAUCAGUUUCCCUCCACAUCACUUGUCUAUGUCCAAAUCAUGGAUGGGGGGCCACAUCAAAUCAUUAUAACCAAUAUUUAUCAAAUCAAAUAGUUAUUCCAAUGUCAUCACUUAUUGAUACCUCAAACAAGAUUAUAAAUAAGAUCUGUAAGGCAAUUAUUGGCUUCAAUGAAAAACAACAAAAGGAGUUAUCAACGAGCUCAAAGAACAUCAUCAAGAAAUUCUAUAAGGUAAUCCAUAACCACCUUAUGAAAAUGAAGAAGCAAGAAGAUGAUAAAUGCUUGUGGAAGAAGACCAUAUUAAUGGGAGAGAAAUGUCAACCAUUGGAAUUUCCAGGUGCAAUUUUCUAUGAUAAUGAAGGGAAUCAGCUUUCUGAGCCACCAAAGAUACAAAGGAGUAGUCUUUUAAUCAACUAA